Molecule: messenger RNA, 2692 nt
Organism: Abrus precatorius (Indian licorice)
Lineage: Eukaryota; Viridiplantae; Streptophyta; Magnoliopsida; Fabales; Fabaceae
Product: calcium homeostasis endoplasmic reticulum protein
Exons: 4
Coding region: 222-2309 (695 amino acids)
Biological process (GO): RNA processing; intracellular calcium ion homeostasis
Cellular component (GO): perinuclear region of cytoplasm
Molecular function (GO): RNA binding
Source: RefSeq, a predicted model, not a curated record
AGAAUGGUACUGGGCUUCUUGUUCAGCUGCUUAUAGAUAAAAAACCGACACACACCACAAUGUAUAGUCCAGUUUGGCUCGAUCGACGGUGUGGUUCCGCCGCUGCUCUGCCGUUCGGGUAUCCCCUUUGUCACACUCCGCAUCAUUUUCAGUAGCUUGAAGGUACAUUAAGAUAAUACUCUUGAAGAGCUAUUGAGGGGGUAGUCUAGCUAGCUAUAUUAAUGGAGCGUCAGGGUCAUGAUUAUGCAGCAUCUGCGAUGGCAUAUGCUCAGCAACAGAGACAGGCUGCUAAUAUGCAACAGUCACAGCAGUUUGGAUUUCAUCCCCAGCAUCAGCAGUUUCCUUCAUCAAUGCACGGCCCUCCAUUUAUACCCCCAGGUGCAGGUCCUGCACAUCCUCCAAUGCAACAGUUCCCUUAUCAUCAUGCUCUGCAGCAGCAACAGCAACAGCCACUUCCACAGUUACACCCUCAUGCCCCACCUCCACCUCCUCAUCUUCUUCUUCAGCAGCAGCACCAAGCACCUCCUGCAUUCCCUCCACAUUAUCCUCCUCCCCUUGUUCCAUCUCCGUAUUAUGAUUCUGCUCCCCCCCCUGCUGCUCCCCCUUCUGAUCCUGAGCUUCACAAGAGAAUCGACAAGCUUGUUGAGUAUUCUGUGAAAAAUGGCCCUGACUUUGAAGCCAUGAUAUGUGAAAAACAGCGGGAUAAUCCUUCCUAUAGUUUCCUCUUUGGUGGGGAGGGACAUGGUUAUUACCGAUAUAAGCUUUGGUUAUCAACUCGUCCCGCUGGUGGUCCAUUCAACGCACCUUUUCCAUCAUCUUCCAUGGCCAUGAUGCAUCCUCCUCCAAAUCCAAUGAUGAACCCAUCUCCUCUAAAUGCGUCUCCUAUGAAUCCUGCUGGAAUUGGUUCCUCACCUUCAAUGCUAGGUCCACCUCCCUUCCAACAGUUCUAUGAUCAACAACACCACCAUCAACAUCCUCAGUCUUUUGGACUUCAUGGUAGAACUGAGUAUGAUCAGUCAUCCAAGUCUUUCAAAGGGUUCUCUGGACCACUUCCAUCUGAUGUUGCGAUGGAGCUCAGUAAUGUUCUUAACAAUCUAAAUGGAACCAAAGAAUCCAUUAAAGGUGCAAAACUUUGGUUCAUGCAGAGAUCUCCAUUCGCACCAGCCUUGGCAGAGGCUCUUAGAGAUAGGGUCUUUGCUUUGGAUGAAGUUGAGAGACAGUUACAUAUAAUAUACCUGGCCAAUGACAUCCUUUUUGACAGCUUAAAUCGGAGGACAAGCGGUCAUGACCUUGAUGGUGAAGCCCUUGCCUUUAAGCCUGUUUUAGGCUCCAUGCUUGCAAGAAUUUAUCAUAACCCACAAAGCAAUGAGGAAUACAGGAAAAGAUUGCAUCAAAUGGUGGAGUUCUGGGCUUCUAAAGAGGUAUACGAUCAAGAGACUAUAACUUCACUGAAGAGUGAGAUGGUUGGUGGGCCACAAACAAAUUCUUUUACUGGGGUUUCAAAGGAUCUAUCAUCUGCUUCAGCAGAAUCUGGUGCAGGAAUGUUACAGACACCAAAUCAUAUUGCCCAGCAGUGGCAAGCUGAUAGGUUAGGCUCCGGUUCGAGUCUCUUAGAUCAAGAUCGUCCUGAUAAACAUGCACCUCCAACGCCCCUAGCAGCUCAGCAAUUCCUUCCAAAUUCUGCUCCUCCCAGUGCCUUUCCUGGGUCCUUGGCUAUACCAUCUUCUGUUCAACCAGCUAACCAACCACCUGGUGCACAUAUAUUGCCACCUCCAUCAUCUGGCACCAGCGAACAAUUGCCACCAUAUCCAUUAUUCCCACCUGGCCUCAUUCCAGGAAUGGUUAGAAAGAUGCAGGUUGGUAGUGGGGUCCCAUAUUCACCUUUGAGCCCUUUGGAUAUCCCAACUAUGAUACCACCAUCAACUGUACCGCCUUCAGAAAUUCUUCAAAGAGUGUCAAAAUUUUUUAAAGAAAUUGGAGAGGUAAAUCCUUCUGAGGGCCCUAUGAAUUCUGAUUCAAGAGAUGAUGAUGAUGAAUAUGAUAGGGAGUAUGAGAGGGAGCCUCCAGUACGAAAGGGAGGUGCUUGCAUACCUCCACCCCCGAACUUGCAAAUCGAUCCAGAGACAGGGACCUAUGCUGAUGGUAGUGUAGAACGGAAACCUGGAUCCAGUGGCUCGGGCAGGUUGGGACUUGGAGCCACAGCCAAUCCCAAUGAGGUGAGUCAGUAUGAUGAUGUAUAUACAUCUUACAGGAAGCAGAGAAGCACCACUUACCAUUCAUCGAUGAGUGCCAGAGCGGCAGCUAGAUGAAAGCCCCCAACUACAUUAUCAUCCAAAAUUUCUGAUUGCUGGGUGUUAAACUAUUUAGUUUUGUCUUCCUUAAUGUUUCUUUGAAAGCCCCUAAUUACAUUAGAAUCCAAUGUGCUUUGUCAUCUGGUUUCAUGGAUGAUUGAUGUAUCUUUCCUCGACCGAAACUGAAUAUCCCACAAACUUCAAGGCACACAUGUUAGUGGGAUGAAAAAUGAAUGAUAAUCUCAUUUCUUCCAAAUUCAACCCCUUUCUUAGCCAAAGUUUGAUUUUGGUGUAUGGUUUAACGGGGUCUUUUGUCCCUGUAACUCUAUCCUUUAUUUAUUUUUUGAAUAUUUAAUUUAGUAAUUCGUCCUUAUCUUUUAAAUUUGAGUCCUUUUUACAAG